AUGUUUAUGGUGAAAACCGCUGGCUGUGAUCCAGGUUUUGCUCCAAGGAAUAUCCAUGUAUCAUAUAGCCCUGAGUUGAUCAGGGAGGAGGACCAUCGUGCUCCUGAUGAGUUCUAUAGUACUGUCUCACUUCCAUACUUUGGAACCCAAAAACCAACUACAGUCAAAUAUUGCAUUACUUGCCACAUCUGGAGAACGCCUCGCAUGAGCCACUGUCACCAUUGCCACUCGUGUGUAUACAUCCACGAUCAUCACUGUGUGUUCUUGAACAACUGCGUUGGUUUCAGAAACUACCGUUAUUUUCUUUGGUUCUUGCUCAUGGUGGUUCUGACAUCCGCCAUGCUUUCAAUUCUCGGCUGGGUCCAUGUUUACCACUACAGGAUGGUGGAGGACCCGGCAGUGGCGUCAUUUCUGGCGUCUAUUUCCAAAAACCCCGUUGCAUUUCUUCUAGCAUUGUAUGGUAUUUGUGCCUUCGUGUACCCAGCCAUGCUCCUCGUGUUCCAUAUCUACUUGUCUGCUAAUAACCUUACAACGAGAGAAUACCUCAACUCCGUUUUCACAACAAGAAAGCUUCCUGAGGACGAGCGCUAUGUUAAUAUAUAUGAUACUCGCGGCAUUCUCCGCAACUUGUGGAACUCCUGGUGGGCCAUGCCACAGGGAGUACCAACACGCAACAUCCGUGGAGUUUACGAGAAAGGCGAUCUUCGAAACGAGCCUCUCAGAUCGUUGGAGGUGGACUGA
Molecule: messenger RNA, 741 nt
Organism: Candidozyma duobushaemuli
Lineage: Eukaryota; Fungi; Ascomycota; Pichiomycetes; Serinales; Metschnikowiaceae
Product: palmitoyltransferase
Exons: 1
Coding region: 1-741 (246 amino acids)
Biological process (GO): protein targeting to membrane; peptidyl-L-cysteine S-palmitoylation
Cellular component (GO): Golgi apparatus; endoplasmic reticulum
Molecular function (GO): protein-cysteine S-palmitoyltransferase activity
Source: RefSeq, a predicted model, not a curated record